Messenger RNA from Dreissena polymorpha, 4146 nucleotides. RefSeq names its product vesicle-associated membrane protein 7-like. Gene Ontology annotation, molecular function: SNAP receptor activity; SNARE binding. The coding region runs from base 152 to 823 and encodes 223 amino acids. Gene Ontology annotation, biological process: vesicle fusion; exocytosis. The transcript has 9 exons. The record is from RefSeq and is a predicted model, not a curated record. Gene Ontology annotation, cellular component: membrane; SNARE complex. Lineage: Eukaryota; Metazoa; Mollusca; Bivalvia; Myida; Dreissenidae.
UCUAUUUGUGUUGUUUUAUUGCUUAAAUAAUUUGCAUUUGAUCAAUAAAGAAGAACCCUCCAGAUCAUGUGGGUUUGACAAUAUUUCUAUGUAAACAUCAGAAAAAUAGUUGUUUUGACAUCUCAUAUCUGAUUAACUUAACGAAAUAAGGAUGCCGAUUUUGUUCAGCACUGUGGCGAGAGGCACUACAGUUCUUGCCAAGUAUGCCAGUUGUGCUGGAAACUUCACAGAGGUCACAGAACAGAUCCUUGCAAAAAUUCCUCCAGACAACUCCAAGCUGACCUAUUCACAUGGCAGUUACCUGUUCCACUACAUCUGUGAAGACCGAAUCAUAUAUUUGUGCAUCACUGACGAUGAUUUUGAGAGGGCCAAAGCCUUUGCAUUUCUUUCAGAAGUUAAAAGAAAAUUUCAGAUGCAAUAUGGUGUUCGAGCACAGACAGCGUUGCCCUAUGCCAUGAAUUCAGAAUUCAGUCGGACAAUUGCUUCACAAAUAAGGGCCAUGACCUCCGAUGCCGCAGGCGCAGCCAAAGACAAGGUGGAGCAAGUUCAAGGUCAGGUCGAUGAGCUGAAGGGGAUCAUGGUGCGAAAUAUAGAUCAGAUAGCUGACAGAGGUGAAAGACUGGAGCUGCUCGUGGAUAAAACUGAAGACCUCAGCAUGAAUGCAGUUACGUUCAAGAAGACCAGUCGGAAUCUGGCACGGUCCAUGUGGUGGAAAAACGUCAAGCUGACCAUUAUCAUCGUUGUUGUUGUUAUUGUAAUUUUAUACUUCAUUGUAACCGCUGCCUGUGGAGGCUUCAAGUGGCAGAAUUGUAUCAAGAAAUGAGAUAGCGUGAUGAAUACACAAACAUGCUCACCAACAUCACAAUUGUUACAUGUGCCGUUGAUGUUGGUGUCUUCAACAGGCUGCCAAUGCUUGUACGUGGAAUAGAAUUAACAUAAGGUACUGAUUACAAUGUGUUUCCUUGGACAAUUACUAAUUUUACUGAGUUAAAGCACACAUUUUAUGGUGCAUAUAAAAUGUUUCAAUAUAUGUAUGCUUUUUUAAUCAUAUUUUUAUUGAAUACAAAAAGUCUUUUUUUUUUUUUCUUUAUGCGUUAAUAAUCUUGUAUUUUGAGAACAGGAAUUGAAAAAAAGAUGAUUUGAUGAAAGUAAUUUGGAAAUGAUAUAUAUAAAAAUACUUGUCUGAAUGUGCUUUAGUGUUUUUUGCAAAGAUGUCUUUCACUGUUCAAAAUAAUUUGUGUAUUUUUACUAGAAGUCAUGUCCACAAAUCAACAUGUUGUAAAUAUUCCUAUAUUUGUCAGAUAACAAUGAUACAUAUUAAAAUAUAAUGAAUUGUCAUUAAGACUUUGGACAGUAUAAUUAUCAAUGCUUAAUUGUUUGUUUUAUAAAUGACUAGUUUAUAACAUUUUACACACUGUUAACGUUGUUUUCACACGUAAAAAAUAUAUUUCUAUUAAAUAUAUAGAAAAACUAUUUCUAUUAAAUAUAUAAAAAUAUACAUUUAUUUAUAUUUAAUAGAAAUAGAUUUCGUAAGUGUGAAAAAUACGUUAACAGUGUGUAAAAUGUUAUAUAUCAUAUAUAUGUCAUAAAUAAGUGUUCUUUGAAGUACUGAACAUGUAAUCAUAUAUGUUCUUGUUCUUAUAGACAGGAGAGCAUAAUAAUUUUGCUUUGAAAGACACGGUCUGUAUUCACCAAUCCAUUCUUAGACUUAAGAAUAAAGAAUAGACUUAGAACAAAAAAAAGUACAUCCAGUGUUUGAAAUAUACAUGAUACCACUGGUGAUGAUGUCAUUUACCAAAUGUAGAAAGAUGUAGAUAGAGUUGGUUAAUACCAAGUUAGACUCAAAAGUGAAGCAAUUCUUGAAUAAUCCAAUUAAAAAGAUACAUGUAUUCUUUAUUCUAAGAGUUAAGUGUAAAAAUUGUUUGGUGAAUACGGGCCCAUAUUUCUUUUUAUCACAUGUGAAAUAAUGUGAUCUUAUAGUGUAUAAUUAUAUUAAUUGUCUAUUAAAGGAUUUAUUUGAAAUUUGUCUGAUUUGCCUUUGUAUAUAACUGACAUUGUAUGAGAAAAUUUAGAAACCCAAGAAAUGAAGUCUGUUGACAACCUUUCAAUGGAGUCCAGUUGUAAAAAACAAUCCUAGCCAUCUGACAAGUCUGCCAAAUUGUACAUUUAAGUUACUGCUUGUUUUGUAUCUCAUGUUUAUGCCCCCGGAUCGAAUGAUCAGUGGUAUAUUGUUUUUGGCCUGUCUGUCUGUCAUUGUGUGUCUGUCUGUCUGUCACAAAACUUUAACCUUGCAGGUUAAAGUUUUGCAAUAACUUUUGCAAUAUUGAAGAUAGCAACUUGAUAUUUGGCAUGCAUGUGUAUCUCAUGGAGCUGCACAUUUUGAGUGGUGAAAGGUCAAGGUCAUCCUUCAAGGUCAAAUGUCAAAAAAACAAAUCCAAGGGAAGUAAUAAGCUUUAAAGGGAGAUAAUUAUCUGUACCUGCCAAAUGAUAAAAAACAAAAAAUAAAUCAAAGCGACGCAGUAGAGGGCAUUUUGUUUCUGACAAACACAUCUCUUGUUUAUAUCUCUCUCUGCUGCCAAUAUUGUCGUAAAAUAAAAAACAUUGAAUUUGUAUGUUGCCAUGAGCAAACAUGCCUAAUAUCAUUGAAACAUGAUUAUUAUUGUCUUGUCAUUGAUUAAUGAAAGCAAAGUUAAUCAAAACCUGCAAAAUGAUUUACGUAAAUGAAUGCUAAUUCAAAUGUGAGAGGUUUUAGACCUUAAUAUAUUAUAAUAAUUAGAUAUAUUAUAUAUAUAUAAUACCCAGUAGAUUAAUCACCUUUUGCUUAAGUCUUUUGUAUUUUUAUUAGUUAUUUUGUGUGUGCAUUUUAAAAGCUUCAGCAUGUGUGCAUAUUUAAGAAUAAAUGAUUGUUUACUGCAGUAUGUACUUGGACGUCAUGGUGGUCUUGCUUGUCAUAGAAACAUCUUGAACUAUUAAAGUUUAAACUAUUUCUCUUAAAUUCAAAUUUUUGCAACUUGAAUGGGGAUGCCCAUUUGCAAAAUGUUUAUAACAUAUGCAUGCUACAGUAAAUAUUAAAACUUAUCGUGUCAAGAUGAACAAACAAAGACCAUGUGUAUGACAAUACUGUUAAAGAAAAUGAUGAUUUUGAAGACAAGGAAAAUUUUACUAGCACUUGUACUAAAGAUGUUAUGGUGUUUAAGGACUCGUGUUUUUUUACAUGAAGACAAUCAAUAGGAAUGGUGUAGGCAUUAAUGUAUUGUUUGACUGUUAAUGUAAAAAACAGCAAAAUGUGAAUAUAGCAAAAAGUGGACAUUUUGUUUGAAAAUCUGACCACUUGAAAGUGCCAACCUUACUCAAAUGGACUUUAAUGGGUAAGCAGAAAUGGUAUACUUAGUGCAUGCUGAAUAUUUAACAUAGUUUUGCAGUCAGACUUUGACAUCAAAUUAUUUAUAAAAAAAGAUCCAUAUGGUUAAAUUGCUUUGUGAUGAAUGUUUUAUAGUUUGUAUUCUUAUUUGAUCUAGUAAUAAGGAUGUUUAUGACAUGUCUACAGUUAACUGUUAGAGAAUACUUAAACUUAGAUCUUUAGUUCACAUUUAUAUCUGUUAUAGAAAACUUACUUCAGCUCUAGUUUAAAUUAUCUUUUAUUAUUGGAAACUUUAACUUCGAUCAUUAGUUGAAGUCAAUAUCAGUCCGAAGAGAACAUGAUACAACUGUUAUAAGAGAACAUGAUACAACUGUUAUAAGAGAACAUGAUACGACUGUUUUAAGAGAACAUGAUACGACUGUUAUAAACACUCAAAAGUAUUGUUAAGAAGUGGUUUGUAUACAGAUAAUCAUGUUUGUCUUUAAGUAUCUACUAAGCUGAUUAAAGUUAAGUGUAGCGGUAAUGAUCAUUGAAUAUAUGAUAACAUAAAAAUCUAAAAACAAUAGACCUAUAUGUAAAAGUAACUGUAGUCAAUGGAAUAUGUUGUAAUGUGUAUUGUAAAGUAUUUUUCUUCCAUUUUAUGUGUGCAUGUAAAUGUUUGCCAUACAUGUAAUGUAUAUGCUUUAUUGCUUAUGCCAAUUUCUUAUGUAUAAAAUGUUGAUGUUCUUUGUUACAGAAAAAUAAUUUUUUGGUAAAAAUGAUUAACACAAUAAAAUUAAGAAAUA